CUUCUCUUCCCGCUUGCUCCUCUCUGGAUGUCAGCCUGAAAACUUUGCAAUUGCUCUAUUCUGCCUCAACAAACGGCGUUAACAGCUCAUGAUAAAAAUAAUCCUAGAGAAAUAUACGACCUAAAUGACGUUGAGGCCUGGCGAAACACUUUCUAUCCACCUUGCUCGUUAUUGGACGACACCACGCCAUGAGCCGCAACAGCCAAAUAUGGUCAGUCCUAUGACAAGCCGGAUCUUGUGGAACGGGACUUUGAAGCAUAAACAUACGUUGGUGGCCCCGCCCAAGACAGGAUUUGGGAUUGAUUAAAAAAUCUUUCACACAUGAUGCGACCAAAAAGCCGUCGCGACACAACCUAAAGUCGUUCUUACGCGUUCCCCAUGUUCUUGCUACGGGCUCUCGCGUUCAUCUCACCUUUCUUGAUUCUGGUAUCUGCUGCGCUCCCGUCGUGCUCUGAAUCAACGGGUGCCGAGUACGAUUACGUCGUGGUCGGUGCGGGUGCAGGUGGUGGUCCAGUGGCUGCAAGGUUGGCUGAAUCGGGAUAUUCUGUACUCGUUCUGGACGCCGGUCAUGAUGUCGACAACCUCAACACAACAAUCCCUCUGUACUUUAUCCGAGCCGCAGAAGAUCUGCAGCCUGAACUGAACUAUACCCUCGAUGAAUAUCCGUCCGACUUUCCUGUUCAAAAAAACGAUCAGUGGUAUCCGCGUGCACGCGGUAUUGGGGGCUCGACUAUUCACAACGCUUUGAUCAAUAUUAUUGCCAACACGCGCCCAGAAUUUGAUAGCCUUGCUCAAAUGUUCAACGAUCCUACCUGGUCAAGGGACAGCAUGCAGGAGAAUUUCAAGCGGAUUGAGCAUAACUUGUAUCUUGGUCUUCCCGAAAUUACCGAGCACGGCUUCAACGGGUGGCUCAAGACCAGUUUGAAUCCUAUUCUCGAUGUAUUGAACCCGAAGUACUUAGAUGCCCAAAUUUUAGGAUUAGCCGCUGGACUCACUGCAGAAGCAUUGCCCCCAAUACUGGACCUGAAUAGCCGUGCGGGGGAUGAUGCCAUCGGUGGAACCAUGAUCAGCUAUACCAUAGACGAAAAUCACACUCGAUCCUCUGUUCGUGAAAGACUUUUGAAUGUUCGCGACAGUAAUCCUGGAAGACUGACGUUCAUGCUGGAUACAUUGGUGACCAAGGUCCUGCUGUGCGAGAAUUCCAACGGUGUGCCAAUGGCUUACGGGGUCGAGUAUGCCAAGGACGGUGCUUUACCGGUGGCUGGUAACUUCAAGGGUAAAGCAGAUUUAAGGCUAUCGUCGGUGACCGCACGAAAGGAGGUAAUUGUCAGUGCCGGUGUGUUCCAGAGCCCACAACUUUUGAUGCUUUCAGGAAUAGGCAACAGCACUCACCUGCUAGAGAAUGAUAUCACCCCGGUGGUCAACUUGCCUGGAGUUGGGAACAAUCUUCAAGACCAUGAUGAGGUGGCUGUCAUCUGGCAAAUGAAACAAAAUUUUUCUCUCUUCAAUGGUUGCACGUUUGGGUCUGACCCUGGCCAAGAUCCUUGCUUGAAAGACUGGCAAGACCAAGGAAGAAUGAAUAUUUACUCGUUUGGACCCUCCCUUGAGGCCUAUACGUACAAGUCCCAGCCUGAGUAUUCGGUCCCAGAUAUACUCACUUACGUGAUACCAGGCCACUUUGAAGGCUUUGUUAGAGGAUUCCCGGAAAAGGCCGCUAGCAUCCACAAUGCAGUGACCGCUGUCAAUCUCAAGGCACGCCCCUCCUCGAGAGGUACGGUGAGGCUAACAGGCUCCCACCCGCAAGACCGCCUUGCCAUCAAGAAGGAGCAUUUCCAGAGCGAACUAGGCCCGCAAGAUGUUCGAGACCUUCGCGAAGCAAUCAAGCGUUCGAGACAAAUUAUGAAGUCACUCCUGAUUGCAGGCUUUGUGAACAAAGAGGUCUUCCCCGGUGAACAGGCGCAAACCGAUGAGGAGAUCGAGAAACAUGUCUAUGAGAAUAUCUUCGGUCAUCACGCUUGUUGUACAAAUGCAAUGGGCACCGAUAGUGAUACCAACGCUGUCCUCGAUGGCGAUUUCAAAGUCCGUGGAGUAGACAACCUGCGGGUCGUUGACGCGAGCUCAUGGCCAGUCGUUCCGGGCUACUUUGUGACCACGCCGAUAUACAUGAUGUCGGAGAAAGCGGCGGAUGUUAUACUCAAGGCA
Marasmius oreades (fairy-ring Marasmius) is the source of this 2202-nucleotide messenger RNA. RefSeq lists its product as uncharacterized. The record is from RefSeq and is a predicted model, not a curated record. The transcript is spliced from 13 exons. The annotation marks the transcript as partial. Gene Ontology annotation, molecular function: oxidoreductase activity, acting on CH-OH group of donors; flavin adenine dinucleotide binding. Lineage: Eukaryota; Fungi; Basidiomycota; Agaricomycetes; Agaricales; Marasmiaceae.